AUAAUUCAAUGUGUGGAAAGAACGGUCUUUUUAACAAGGGGGAUCGGAAACCUGAAUAUCUAUUUGCAAAAUAAUGAAGUUCAACUGCCUAUCUCAACCCAUAUAUCAAAAUUAAACAUGUUGUUUCAAAGAGUAAAAUCAAGAAAGUGAAAGCACACCCCUUCAAAGGGGGGAAGUAUUUGCAAAUCAUGUAUCUGAUAAGGGACUUCUGAAAGGAAUAUAUAACUUACAACUUGAUAAUAAAGACAAAUAGCCAAAAGAAAAAAUGGACAAAUAAUCUGACUAGACAUUUCCCCAAAGAAAGCAUACAAGUGGCCAAUGAACACAUGAAACAGAAUCAUUACCAUUCAUCAUCAAAAAUGUGUAAGUAAAAUCACUAGGAAAUACAACUUCACACUCACCUAGUUGACUAUAAUCAAGACAAAUAAUGGAAAGUGUCAAGAAAGUGGAGAAUCCAAGCUGAUAGUGGUAAAUUCAUUUGGGUGGAGAUAGCAAGAGUGAUGACACAAUGUAACCAACAUCACUGUAUUGUACACGUAAAAGUUGUGAAUGUGUGUAUGAUUUGCUGUGUCUAUAUUUUCUCCAGAACCCCUGGUGGUGAAGCAGAAAAAUAAAUAUUUUUAAAAAGAAUGUGGAGAAAAUGGAACCUUCUUGCAUGAACACAUGUGGAGGGAAAGGAUGGUAAGAGUGAGGGGUGAUUGGCAAAGGGCACAGGAUUUCUUUGUGGAGUGACAAAAAUGUUCUAACAUUAAUCAUGGUGAUGGUUGUACAACUCUGUGCAUGUACUAAAAACCAUAGAUUGGUACACAUUAAAAUUGAAGAAUUGUUUGCUUUGUGAAUUAUAUGUCAAUAAACAUUUUACCAGACACAAAAAGUCUUGAAUCAUGAUAUCCAAAAAAAUGUUGAUGCAAAUGUGUACUUACUUUGUCUUUAGUUCUGUGUCAAAAAGAUUGCAAUCACAAGUGGCCUCACACUCGCCAAUGUUCUUAACACUAUUCUAAAAUCAAUCAUAUAACAUGGGUGACUCUGAAAUAUUAGGUCACCCAUUCUUAGCUGUGUAAUAACACUGAUGAUAAAAGGGACCUUAAGUACCCUCAGGCAACCACAGGUCAUCUACACUUUGCUUUUUCCACUUGGCAUCCACAUGCUCUGACUAUUCAUGUUAUGUGUUUACUUUGAUGUGUAAGGGUUAUAUUUUAACUUCUUGAUUGAUUUCUCCUGGGAUAUAAGCAUGAGCAAUGGCAUAAGGGAACAGAUUUUUUUGAAAGAAAGAUAUUCAUUUAACCAAGAUGUCUACAAAAUGGAUUUCAGUUCUUCUGCUGAUACAACUGAGUUGUUGCUUUAGCUGUGGAACUUGUGGAAAAGUGCUGGUGUGGCCAACAGAAUAUAGUCAUUGGAUGAAUAUAAAGACAAUACUGGAUGAACUUAUUCAGAGGGGUCAUGAGGUGACUGUUCUAACAUCUUCAGCUUCCAUUCUUAUUGAUCCCAGCAAACCAUCUGCUAUUAAAUUUGAAGUGUAUCCUACAUCUCUUACUAAAGAUGAUUUUGAGUUUCUUAUCAUGAACGCUAUCAGGAAAUGGACAUACGAUAUGCCAAAGGAUACAUUUUGGACAUAUUUUUCAGUAUUACAAGAAAUCUUUUGGGAAUAUUCUGACUGCCUUGAAAGGCUUUGUAAAGAUGUAGUUUUUAACAAGAAACUUAUGAUGAAACUACAAGAAUCAAGGUUUGAUGUUGUUCUUGCAGAUGCUAUUGGCCCUUGUGGUGAGCUGUUGGCGGAGCUACUUAAAAUACCCCUUGUGUAUAGUGUCCGGUUCACUUUUGGCUAUACAAUUGAAAAGUACAGUGGAGGACUUUUAUCCCCUCCUUCUUACGUACCUGUUGUUAUGUCAGAAUUACCUGAUCGAAUGACAUUCAUGGAGAGGGUAAAAAAUAUGAUAUAUGUGCUUUAUUUUGACUUUUGGUUCCAGACAUUUAAUGAGAAGAAGUGGAAUCAGUUUUACAGUGAAACACUAGGAAGACCAACUACAUUAUCUGAGACAAUGGGGAAAGCUGAAAUAUGGCUCAUUCGCAACUAUUGGGAUUUUCAAUUUCCUCGCCCUUUUUUGCCACAUUUUCAAUUUGUUGGAGGGCUCCACUGCAAACCUGCCAAUCCCUUGCCUAAGGAAAUAGAAGAGUUUGUCCAGAGCUCUGGAAAACACGGUGUGGUGGUGUUUACUCUUGGGUCAAUGGUCAGUAACAUCACAGAAGAAAGGGCCAAUACGAUUGCAUCAGCCCUUGCCCAGAUUCCACAAAAGGUGCUGUGGCGAUUUGAUGGCAAGAAACCAGAUACCUUAGGACCCAAUACUCGACUCUUCAAGUGGAUUCCCCAGAAUGACCUUCUUGGUCACCCAAAGACCAAAGCUUUUAUAACUCAUGGUGGAGCCAAUGGCAUCUAUGAGGCUAUCUACCAUGGGGUCCCUAUGGUGGGCAUUCCCUUGUUUGCUGAUCAACCUGACAACAUUGCUCACAUGAAGGUCAAGGGGGCAGCAGUGAGUCUGGACAUGGACACAAUGACAAGUAUAGAUUUGCUCAAUGCUUUGAAGACAGUCAUCUAUGACCCAUCCUAUAAAGCGAACGCUAUGAGGUUAUCAGCCAUUCAGCAUGAUCAGCCUGUUAAGCCCCUGGAUAGAGCCACCUUCUGGAUCGAGUUUGUCAUGCGCCACAAAGGAGCCAAACACCUUCGCCCAGCCGCCCUCAGCCUCACCUGGUACCAGUACCACUCUUUGGAUGUGAUUGGGUUUCUACUGGCUUGUGUGGCAAUUGUUAGUUUUCUUGUCAUAAAAUGUUGUUUGUUUGGUUUUCAAAAGUUUUUUAAGAUGGGAAAGAAGAAAAAGAGGGAGUAGGCCUCUUUAAGCAAAAGACUAACAGGCAUGAUAAUUGAGAGUGUUAUAUUUCAUUCAACCAUUAUGGUUCAAGUUGUGGAAAGAUUCUGCUCCAUAUUUUGUAAGAGCUGAGCCUUUUCUGAUUUCCGAAGAUAUGUUACUCUUGGUUUAUUGUUCUGGUUGGUGUUUGUUAAUUCUUCCCUAAGGAAGAAUAAUCUUGAGUGAUUUUAAAUAAAUUUCUACUCAGUAUUCCUCUUGAAAUAGUUCCAGCCAUCAGGUGGAUUAUAUUCAAGGUAUUAUUCUCAUCUGGUAAAUUGUGAAACAAUUCUAUGUUUGUGAUGAGUUAUGCACAUUUUUAUAACCAGAAAACAACAUGAAACUCACUGGAACUGCAACCUGUUGAUGGUAAAAGAUCAGGAAGCUUGAUGUUUUCACUGUGCAUUUUCAGAAACAUUUUCUAUAUAAAUGAUGUGCAUUCAUACAAAUAUAUGUAUGCCUCAUGAACCAUAAAGUAUUUCUUCCUGAAAUUUUUCUUUCUUUCAGAAAUUCUGAGUGGUUUUAAGUGGUUUCCUUCCUAAAAGUAUGUAAUACUAUGAAGUCUUUGAUUGGAAAGAGUAAAAAUAUUUUCCACACUGCCCUUGAAUAUGCUUGAGUUAUUGUUUUCCCUUUAUUGAAAGAUCCUUUGCAAUUUUAUAGUAAAAACCAAAAAAAUCCCACACACAGAAUGACAGAAUUAAAGCAACUUUCUUCACCUUUACCAUCUGUGUGCUACUUUUGCUUAUUUCCAUCUAAUGUUUAA
Messenger RNA from Loxodonta africana (African savanna elephant), 3660 nucleotides. Its product is annotated as UDP-glucuronosyltransferase 2B4-like. Gene Ontology annotation, molecular function: glucuronosyltransferase activity. The record is from RefSeq and is a predicted model, not a curated record. The transcript has 6 exons. NCBI's taxonomy places the organism in Eukaryota, Metazoa, Chordata, Mammalia, Proboscidea, Elephantidae. Bases 1290 to 2882 code for a protein of 530 amino acids.